Messenger RNA from Suillus discolor, 1791 nucleotides. Its product is annotated as glycoside hydrolase family 18 protein. Gene Ontology annotation, biological process: chitin catabolic process; carbohydrate metabolic process. The transcript is spliced from 6 exons. The record is from RefSeq and is a predicted model, not a curated record. Gene Ontology annotation, molecular function: chitin binding; chitinase activity. Lineage: Eukaryota; Fungi; Basidiomycota; Agaricomycetes; Boletales; Suillaceae. Gene Ontology annotation, cellular component: extracellular region. Bases 178 to 1653 code for a protein of 491 amino acids.
UCUUGGACAAUAAAUUUUCUUGUCUUCAGUGUAGUCUGACCUUGGACUCGUGAGAUAUGGAAAAUGGUGAUGGCGAGCAGUAGAGUGGAUGCCAUGCUUGCUUGGAUGACAGCCACUAGUAAUAGUUGAGUUUGGUCAGCAUGCCAAACUUUGUGGAGCUAUGUAUGAGUCUCGUGCAUGUCUUCGACAACAUCGUACCAAGCAGUUCCUUCUGACGAAGGUAGUUUGCCCGUCAAACCCGCUUCUCGUUUUACAUCUCGCAAGACACUUUUUCUCUCUGGAUUAGUGUUCAUCAUCAUCGCGUUUGUAUCGUAUAAAGCGUUCUUCUCGUGGUCUAUUCAACAUCCGUCUUUUCAACAAGACUCUUCUGCAACCACUGGCAGUACCAAAGCAUUAGAAUCUCAAACAUAUUCAUCCAUAGUACCGCCAGCACCGAGCGAUACUCCAGAAAUGCAAGGUCAAGGAAAGUACAGCGUUGGAUACUUCGUAAAUUGGGGGAUCUACGGUCGCAAGUUCCCGCCGUCAAACAUCCCUGUCCAAGAUUUGACCCACAUUCUCUAUGCAUUUGCUGAUCUGAGACCUGACACGGGCGAAGUUGUUCUCUCUGAUGCAUGGGCGGACAAAGAUAUUCACUACCCUGGCGAUUCUUGGAAUGAUGUCGGGAACAACCUCUACGGAAAUUUCAAGGCCAUCUAUAAAUUGAAACAGCAAAAUAGACACUUGAAGGUCCUUCUCUCAAUCGGAGGUUGGACAUAUUCCCCUAAGUUCCAUCCUAUCGUCGUCAAUCCUGCCCUUCGUGCCAACUUCGUGCGGUCCGCAGUUCGUCUGCUCGAGGAUUACGGUCUUGAUGGUCUCGAUGUGGACUAUGAAUAUCCAUCCAAUGAUUACCAAGCUCGUGGCUACGCCGACCUCCUAAGGGAACUCAGAGUAGGCCUAGAUCAGCACGCUCAAAUGAAGGGAAUCUAUCACAGAUUCUUGUUGACAAUCGCCGCUCCUUGUGGACCCGAUAACUAUCAAAAGUUACACGUACGUGAAAUGGACCACUACCUUGAUUUUUGGAAUAUGAUGGCGUAUGACUUCUCUGGUUCAUGGGAUUCUGUUGCAAAUCACCAAGCCAACAUCUAUGGUGGACCUAUCAGUGCCUCACAGGCGAUUGAGUGGUACAGCGCGAACGGCGUCCCUCGCUCCAAGAUGGUCCUCGGGAUUCCGCUGUACGGUAGAAGCUUCAUGAACACGUCCGGCCCCGGGGCACCGUUUUCCGGCAUCGGACCAGGCAGUUGGGAGCAAGGUGUCUAUGACUACCGUGCUCUUCCGCUCCCAGGCACAUACGUGUUCCAAGACGACAAGGCCCUGGCGAGCUGGUCUCACGACUAUCAGAAGCAAGAGAUGGUGAGUUUUGACAACGAGCACGUCGGCCAUUGGAAGGGCGAUUGGAUCCGCCGUCAAGGUCUUCGAGGAAGCAUGUUCUGGGAGUUAAGCGGAGACAAAGGAAGCGCGCGAGAGGGAAUGGAAGGCGGGUUUGGAAAGGACCCAGUGCCCGGGAGGAGCUUAGUUGCAACCGUCAAGAAUGCCAUGGGACCAUUAGACCUGAGUCCCAACUGGCUGAGCUAUGAGGGCAGUCAAUUCGACAACCUGCGCAGCGGUACCAUUUAGAUUCAUCGAUUGCAUCACACGAUACAAGAGGACUCGGACGUCUUUUCUAGGACAAUUACUGUAACAUCACUUUUCCUUCGAGCAUAUUUCAUCGACUCCGUAUGAUAGCAGUCUUGUAAUGUUACGCUGUGUGACUUC